This is a messenger RNA of Punica granatum (pomegranate), 742 nucleotides long. The record is from RefSeq and is a predicted model, not a curated record. NCBI's taxonomy places the organism in Eukaryota, Viridiplantae, Streptophyta, Magnoliopsida, Myrtales, Lythraceae.
AAUAUAACCUUAUUUAAUGCAAAAUGUAAUUUGUUUUACAAUAAGUGUCCACCGAUAUUUUCUCUUCGGCCUUCGUCAUCGCUUUCUCCUUAUUGCGCAGUCCGCGAACUUGGACGAUCGUCGCCGUCGUCGUCGGAGGUUGGCUUCCUCAUCGAUCUUUGACAACCUCGUCUUCUCUUCGGCGUCGCGAACUGAUGAUGAGGGAGAGGACAGGCAGGAGAGCUGGGAGGGAGUCGAUGCUGACUCAGGCAGUGAAUGAAGUCUUUAGGCUGGUGAAGCUCGCGGAGUUUGAGAUAUUAUUCUUUCUCUUCUUCGUAAUCGCUUUUAUCAUCUUCAAGGAUCUUACUUCAAGGCCCGGGUACAAUCAGAUCCUUGUCAAGAAGUCUGGCGGCGGUUUGUUCCAGUAUUAGCUAUCAUUACCACCACGACUCAACGAACUGGACAGGCCAUUCUCGUUUUCCCGCCAAACUUUUCUUGGUGAGAAAUGAUCAACUCUUCUGGCCGGAGCUCCAAUUGGUGAUCAGUGGUUGCAUAUAUAUUCAGCUUGUACCAUUCCCUUUACUUUGGAAAGAAAAACUUCAAUUCUGGAACCUCUCUUGUAAAAAUAUUUUCCAGUGGAAUAUUCAUGGCCUCAUUUACGUUGGGCUAAUCUUCUGUAAUGGGCCGGGCCCAAAUAUUUAAUCUGGGCCGUUCCCAUAUAUUCUUUUGGGCCGGAAUGUUUUCUCUUAUUUCCCCUAUCAAA